Messenger RNA from Penicillium maclennaniae, 3045 nucleotides. RefSeq names its product ATP-binding mismatch repair protein PMS1. The coding region runs from base 1 to 3045 and encodes 1014 amino acids. Lineage: Eukaryota; Fungi; Ascomycota; Eurotiomycetes; Eurotiales; Aspergillaceae. Gene Ontology annotation, cellular component: MutLalpha complex. The transcript is spliced from 4 exons. Gene Ontology annotation, biological process: mismatch repair. Gene Ontology annotation, molecular function: ATP-dependent DNA damage sensor activity; ATP hydrolysis activity; mismatched DNA binding. The record is from RefSeq and is a predicted model, not a curated record.
AUGGCAACGAUCCAGCCCAUCGAGGCUCGCUCAGUCCAUCAAAUUCAAUCAGGUCAGGUCAUCAUUGACCUAUGUUCCGUCGCGAAAGAGCUAGUCGAGAACAGUCUCGAUGCGGGCGCGACGACCAUCGAGAUCCGUUUUAGGAACAACGGACUGGAUUUGAUCGAGGUGCAGGACAAUGGAAGUGGCAUUUCACCAGAGAACUAUGAGAACGUCGCUUUGAAACACUAUACUUCGAAACUAUCCUCGUACGAUGACCUUACACGUCUUCACACGUUCGGCUUCCGCGGUGAGGCUUUGUCGUCUCUCUGCGCACUUUCCGACUUCCACAUCGUUACAGCGAAAGCAGAUCAAGUACCCCGUGCCAAUAGACUCGACUUCGAACCAUCCGGAAAGCUCAGUAAAACACAAAUCGUGGCAGGACAGAAGGGGACAACAGCAUCCGUGGAGGGGAUCUUCAAACGACUUCCCGUACGCCGGCGCGAACUGGAGAAGAACAUCAAGCGAGAGUAUGGAAAAGUGCUGAACUUGCUUCACGCCUAUGCCUGCAUCAGUGCUGGAGUACGUUUCAGCGUUCGAAACACCGUCGGGAAGACGAAGAACGUGGUGGUUUUCUCUACGAAUGGGAACCGCACGACGAAGGAGAAUAUUGCCAAUGUAUACGGCGCCAAAACUCUGUCUGCCUUGAUUACGCUUGACCUGAAGUUGGAAUUCGAGGCCUCGGCUGCGACCCGCUGGGCGGGUGACGCUGGGCGGAUCAAUCACAUGGAGGUUCGCGGUCAUAUAUCACGUCCUGUCUUUGGAGAAGGGCGUCAGACUCCGGAUCGACAGAUGUUCUUUGUCAAUUCUCGCCCAUGUGGAUUGCCACAGAUCGCAAAGGCUUUCAAUGAGGUUUACAAGUCGUUCAAUGUUUCGCAGUCGCCGUUCAUCUUUGCGGACUUCCAGAUGGAUACGAAUGCCUAUGAUGUAAAUGUGUCACCGGAUAAGCGGACCAUUCUACUUCACGAUGCUGGGGCUCUAAUUGAUUCAUUGAAGACUUCUCUUGCAAAGCUCUUUGAGACGACAGAUCAGACGGUUCCCCAGUCACAAGUGCUGGGUUCCAAGGCGCCGACGACCAAACAGCAGGCAUUAGCGUCACUUCCAGGGUUUGUUUCUGCCAGGAAAGUUAGUCGCAACGCUUCCGGGACCCCUUCAAAAAGCAGUCGAGAAGAGAGCGGGGAUGAAUCUGACGAAGAAGAGACAUCAAUACCUCCGUCGACGGUACGGGGCAUAACGAAGCAUUUCAUGAGCUCACAAGACACCUCAAGCCAAGUUGAUGUUUCAUCUCCAAUCAAACCCUUAUCCAGGGCACCUCGCGAAGCAUCAAAGCCGUCACUACCAGUCGAAAGUUCAGAGCCAAAGCCAGAUUCCACGCCUGUUGAGCCUGCUGCGGAGGGUCAGGAAAGGCCGCAAGACCAGCCAGCGAGACGUCCACGAAUGACCGACUCGCCUGUGGAGCUUCCAUCUCAACGAUCUGAAGAUGACCAGCCCCUUUCCCAUCAGUCGCAUUACACCGAAGAUACUCCUAAUGUUGUUCAAAACGCAUUUGAUCGUAUGCGCCCCCGUCGAUUGCCAGCUGAAAUGGCUACCAUUAGCAUUGGGGACCUCACGGUGACAUCCAUAGUCGGUGGUGGUCUUCCACGCAAGCGGACCUCUGAAAUGGGGACUUCGACCAAGGAACAUCCAGGGAGGAGACGACGGAUCCACACGCCGUCUCGGCCUAAUAUAUUUGGAAAACAUAUGAAAGCCUUUUCGGCCCCGGGGACGCAGCCUGAAGGGGAGGAGGAGGAGGAAGCCGAAGAGUCGGGAAGUGAAGUCAACGAAGAGGACACAAUUGACGAUGAAGCCGAGGAAGCGGAGAAUGAAGAAGAGGAAGACGGGGUACAGGAACAGGUAGAGGACGAAGAAGAGGAAGAUGUCGAAUACGUCCCAGAAGGGCACGAACACCGUCACGACGGUGAUGUUCGUAGCGCUCAAGAAGCUUACGAGGAAUCUGUCAGUGCAGAGGGGCCUUCGCUUGACGACGCCGAGAAGAAAGCACAAGAGGACGCACUCGUCCAGCGCCUCAUCAACCAGGCUGAGGAAAAAGCCGUUCUUCCCUCUGAAAACAAUGCUAGCCGCGUGAAAAAAAUCAACAAGGGCGCCGCACAUCGUGACGCUACUGUCAACCUUGUCAGCACCAUCGAUGCGUCCAUGGCCCGACUCCAGUCGCAGAUGGCCAUGUUGCAGGAAACUCUACAGCCACGCGAUGCGUCGUCGCGUAAUGAUCAAGCGGGUCCCUUAGAUGGAACAAGCGCUGAAGACAGACUCUCGCUUACAGUGAGUAAAACAGACUUUGCGCGGAUGCGAAUCAUCGGACAGUUCAAUCUCGGUUUCAUCAUCGCCGUCCGGCCCGGUGUAGAUCACGACGAGCUCUUCAUCAUCGACCAGCAUGCUUCCGAUGAAAAGUUCAACUUUGAACGGCUACAGGCUGAGACGGUCGUCCAGAACCAGCGGCUUGUGCGGCCACAGCGCCUAGACCUGACUGCCGUCGAGGAGGAAAUCGUGCUCGAGAACCGAGCAUCCCUCGAAAAGAAUGGCUUCAUCGUGACGGUCGACGAAAGCGGCGACGAGCCCAUCGGACGCCGGUGUCAGCUAGUCUCACUGCCCCUGAGUAAGGAAGUUGUCUUCGGCUCGCGCGAUUUGGAGGAAUUGAUCGUGCUUCUAUCCGAAUCCCCCGUCACCAACGAGAUCUCCGUACCGCGACCGACCAAGGUACGCAAGAUGUUCGCGAUGCGCGCCUGUCGCUCAAGCAUCAUGAUCGGCAAAACCCUGACGACGAAACAAAUGCAGCGGGUGGUGCAAAACAUGGGAACCAUCGACAAACCAUGGAACUGCCCCCAUGGACGACCAACUAUGCGCCAUCUGAUGAGUUUAGGACAAUGGGAGGAAUGGGAUGAAUUCACAGAUGAAGAUGGGAAAAGAGAUAGUCUCAGUAUAUGGCGACAAUAUGUGGAGGAAGGGUGA